Molecule: messenger RNA, 1466 nt
Organism: Eutrema salsugineum
Lineage: Eukaryota; Viridiplantae; Streptophyta; Magnoliopsida; Brassicales; Brassicaceae
Product: E3 ubiquitin-protein ligase SP1
Exons: 13
Coding region: 224-1258 (344 amino acids)
Biological process (GO): protein ubiquitination; organelle organization
Molecular function (GO): ubiquitin-protein transferase activity
Source: RefSeq, a predicted model, not a curated record
AUAUAGGGGGCCCGAAAUUCUGUUGGGCCUUUAUGAUAAUAAUAAUUCUCUGAUUCAUAAAUAUGUCACCGAUUUAAAAAAUCGGUAUCCGCCAAAGCUGACUCCUGCUUAGAGUUGCGUCGGAUCCGCAACUAGUUGGUCGUUCAGACAGCGUCGACGAGAUAUUUUUCUGGUCUUUCUUCGUCUAUAAAUCCAUUCAUUCAAAGAGAAGAAGAAGAAGAAAAUGAUUCCUUGGGGUGGAGUUACCUGCUGCCUGAGCGCUGCCGCUCUUUAUCUUCUCGGCCGGAGUAGUGGCAGGGAUGCUGAAGUACUCAAAACCGUCACUCGGGUUAGCCAGCUUAAGGAAUUAGCGCAAUUGCUAGAGUUAGAUAGCAGCAAGCUCCUGCCUUUCAUUGUGGCGGUAUCAGGAAGAGUUGGCUCUGAGACACCUAUCAAGUGUGAGCAUAGUGGCAUACGCGGUGUUAUCGUCGAGGAAACGGCGGAACAACAUUUUCUGAAACACAAUGAGACGGGUUCUUGGGUACAAGAUAGUGCAUUGAUGCUGUCAAUGAGUAAGGAGGUUCCUUGGUUUCUGGACGAUGGGACAAGUCGUGUCAAUGUGGUGGGAGCUCGUGGUGCAACAGGAUUUGCCUUGACUGUUGGAAGUGAAGUAUUUGAAGAGUCAGGGCGUUCGCUUGUACGAGGAACACUUGAUUAUCUUCAAGGCCUCAAGAUGCUUGGAGUAAAACGCAUUGAGCGCGUUCUUCCAACUGGAAUGCCGCUAACAAUUGUUGGUGAGGCUGUCAAGGACGAUAUUGGUGAUUUACGGAUUCAGAAACCUGAAAGGGGGCCUUUCUACGUCUCUCCUAAAUCACUCGAUCAGCUCAUUUCUAAUUUGGGAAAAUGGUCAAGGUGGUACAAGUACGCCUCCAUGGGUUUAACUGUUUUUGGUGUGUUUCUAAUAACAAAACAUGUUAUUGAUUCUGUUCUAGAGAGAAGACGACGGCGAGAGUUACAGAAAAGAGUGCUUGAUGCAGCAGCUAAGAGAGCUGAGCGAGAGAGUGAAGGCUCAAACGGGACACAUGAGAGCGUUUCAGAUUCUACCAAGAAAGAAGACGCUGUUCCUGAUCUAUGUGUGAUCUGCCUAGAGCAGGAGUACAACGCUGUGUUUGUCCCGUGUGGUCAUAUGUGCUGCUGCACCGCAUGCUCUUGCCACUUGACCAGCUGUCCACUUUGCCGGAGACGAAUAGAUCAGGUCGUUAAGACUUACCGUCACUGAACAACAACUCAACCGUCAGAAGCAUUCUCUACUCGUGUCUUGUCUGUAUCAAAACGAUCAGUUUAGCCUCCGUUAUCCUCUCUUGUUUGAUUUUGAGAACAGUACAUUUGAAUUAUAUAUAUUGUAUACAUUUUGAUAACACUACAUCUAAAAUUGUAGCCUUGGAAACUAAAGUGUCCUUGAAAGACUAAACAUUUUUAUUUGGCAA